AGGAAUAUAUAGACAUAUAUCACCAUCUCUCAUUCUCUCUCUUUCUGUUGAAUGCUGAUUAAGCCCCGUAGUAUUUGAUCAUCCUCUCCGGUUUACCCUCCAUUGAACUACACAAAAACUCAUUCUCUUUCACUCGUGGAUAAGACUUCUCUUAAUCCACUCCAACUCCAAUUGCCUCAUCAUAAACCUAAUCUCUCUUUCAAAUAUAUCAAAAGAAAAAUUCCCGGCCUAAUCUCUCAACUCAUGAACCACUUACUACUCUUUCCAACACCAAACUAAUGUUUUUCGGCUCAAUGGGUUCUCUUCAGUUUUGCUCUUUCUCUUGAAGUUGAAUUCAAGCAAGUUCUUCUUUUCAACUUAAGCUAAAUAUAGUUAUUUCCUUUCAACAGUAUACAUACUCUCUGUUUGCACGUACUGUUCAUGGAUUGCCUGAGAGAAAUUGAAGGCAAACAGGCACAUGAUCCUAUAUUCAUGGAAAAAAUGAAAAAAUCUUCACGUUGUGUAUGCGUGCCAGGGCCAGUGAUCGUGGGAGCUGGACCUUCAGGUCUAGCAGCAGCCGCAUGUCUCAAAGAAAAGGGUGUACCGAGUAUAGUCUUAGAGAGAUCUAACUGCAUAGCAUCUUUAUGGCAGCUCAAAACCUAUGAUCGUCUUAGUCUUCACUUACCAAAGCAAUUUUGCGAGCUUCCUCUCAUGGGAUUCCCUGCCGAUUUUCCAACUUACCCUACUAAGCAACAAUUCGUUGACUAUUUAGAAUCAUAUGCCAAAAAAUUUGAUAUUAGCCCAAGGUUCAACGAGACAGUAGCGCAAGCUGAGUAUGAUGCCACGGUUCGGUUUUGGCGCGUGAAGACUGUAGGGGGAAAAGGGGAGGAGAAAGAGUAUAUGUGUCGGUGGCUGGUGGUGGCGACAGGAGAGAAUGCGGAGGCGGUGGUGCCGGAGAUUGAAGGAAGUGAAGAAUUUGGAGGAGAUUUAAGGCAUACAAGUUUGUACAAAAGUGGAGAGGAGUUUAGAGGAAAAAGGGUUUUGGUGGUAGGGUGUGGGAAUUCUGGAAUGGAGGUGUGUUUGGAUCUUUGCAAUCAUGAUGCCAGGCCUUCACUUGUGGUCAGAGAUACAGUACACGUCCUACCCCGAGAGAUGCUGGGAAAAUCAACUUUCGGGUUGUCCAUGUGGUUGCUCAAGUGGCUGCCCAUGCGUCUUGUCGAUAAGUUCCUGCUCAUCGUAUCAUGGUUGAUGCUCGGUGACACGGCUCGAUUCGGAUUGGACCGGCCGCAGUUGGGUCCCCUUGAACUCAAGAAUUUGUCAGGAAAGACACCCGUAUUGGAUGUUGGGACACUAGCCAAGAUCAAAAGUGGAGACAUUGAGGUAUUUCCAGGAAUCAAGCGCCUUAAAGAUCAUGCUGUGGAGUUUGUAAACGGAAGAAGUCAGAACUUUGAUGCCAUCAUAUUGGCAACUGGUUACAAAAGCAAUGUACCCUCUUGGCUAAAGGAAAGAGAGAUGUUUUCAGAGAAAGAUGGGUUGCCUCGAAGGCCAUUUCCAAAUGGGUGGAAAGGUGAAUGUGGUCUAUAUGCCGUGGGGUUCACUAAACGUGGAUUACUAGGUGCUUCAAUGGAUGCCAACAGACUUGCAGCUGACAUUGAGCGCUGCUGGAAAGCUGAAUCAAAACAUUGUAUGCCCUUUUCUCCCUCACUUUUGCCACAAUCAUCACCAUGACUUUGGUAUUUACUAGUAUAGAAAAAAUUUAUUUUCAUUGAAUAAGUAAGUUUGGAGGAUUUUGAUGGUGCCAACCAAAGUAGCUAGUUACUCCUCCAACCGUGACGAAAAGAGAAACUACCCAAAAAAAAAAAUACCUUUAUUUUUCAAGAUCGCUCACACCAUCAAGACAAGAGUUUGAGAAGCAAUGGAAGAAGAAGUUUUGAGAAUGAAAGUGGGGGGACCUGCUGAGCCAUCUGUACAUUGAUCUUGUACAUUACAAAUUUUUAUCUGAUUAGGUAUGACUUCUUUAGAUAGAGAUGGAGAAGAAAGAAUAUGGAGGGCGGGGAUGGGGGUGUUUGAUUCUCUAAAUUAAAUUGUUUAAUUUUCUGAGUGUUUUAACUUACAAAAUUUCUAAUCGGAUUUGGGAUCGGUGUAGAAGAGAAGAGAGUAUUAACAAUUUUAAUUUUGUGUUU
Molecule: messenger RNA, 2162 nt
Organism: Pistacia vera
Lineage: Eukaryota; Viridiplantae; Streptophyta; Magnoliopsida; Sapindales; Anacardiaceae
Product: indole-3-pyruvate monooxygenase YUCCA6
Biological process (GO): auxin biosynthetic process
Molecular function (GO): NADP binding; N,N-dimethylaniline monooxygenase activity; flavin adenine dinucleotide binding
Source: RefSeq, a predicted model, not a curated record